AUGCCCGAAACCACACGGAAGACGAAUGCGACCAAGGCGGUGCUUGACACUCCUCGAAACUCCCAGAAGAAAGCAGCGCUGCCGUUUGAGAUCUUCCUUGAUAUUGCCGAGCUGGCGGUUGCCGAAAUCGCCGACAAAACAGACACAGAGUACUGGGACCUAGAAUGGGACGAUGACACUGCGUCCAACGUUCUCUUGUGCUAUGGUUUCAACGGCCCAGAGCCGGAUCAGCACGACUUCCAUCAACGAUGGCGAUACCGGAAAAUAUCCACUUUCAUGCAAAUCAACCACAUGACACGCUCCACGGUCACCAAGGCGGCUCUCGUCAUCUUUCCUCUCCAAAAGAGGCGCAAGAAGGACAUUGGCAAAGCUUUCAUCUUUCCGAAGAGAGACAAGUUCAAUCUCAUCGCCUAUCAUUGGUCAAUUUUCGGAAGUUCCCCCAGGCCCACAAUCUGGAAUGCCAUGGAAUGCCCCAACAACGCCUUCAAACCACUUUGGAACCGACUCAGCUGCGUGGUCGUGGAUUCGCCUUAUUUUUUCCAGCAGACAAAUGGAAAGAAAGCCAACAUUCUCCUCGCUCUGCCGGGACUUGCAGCGAAGAUGAAGACCAUCUUCUCCAGCUUCUUCAAGUAA
Messenger RNA from Colletotrichum karsti, 633 nucleotides. RefSeq lists its product as uncharacterized. Bases 1 to 633 code for a protein of 210 amino acids. The record is from RefSeq and is a predicted model, not a curated record. The transcript is spliced from 2 exons. NCBI's taxonomy places the organism in Eukaryota, Fungi, Ascomycota, Sordariomycetes, Glomerellales, Glomerellaceae.